CAGCCAGAAAUGUCACCUAACCGUAUUUGCCUGCCACUUGGCAUGGCGCUCAUCCUCGUCCUCGUCCUCUCCUGUCUGGUGUCCUCGAUUCAGGGCACCUGCAACGUAUGCAAUGCCGCCAACAAUCUGACCUGCUACUCCGCGACCCAGAUGCAGGCCUGCCAAGUGGGCGUCCUGGCCACCGCAUUGCCCGCCGCCUGUCCCGACGGUUAUGUCUGCGUCAGUGCAUCCAGCGGGGUGCUCUGCCAGCCGGAAGGGGAUGGAGCCAUAUCCGACUGCCAGGAGUGCAACAAGUGCGAUUCCAGCCAGACUUUUGCCUGCACCGGAACCGGAAGCUUCGCCCUGUGCCUGGGUACGUCCACCGUCCAGGAUUCGACGGGCACCUGUGCCCAGGGCUAUGUGUGCAACGUCAACGAUACCCAGAUAUGCGGUCUGCCAGCGGAUGGGGUGAUGCCCACCUGUUCGUAUGCCGGUGACACAACCACAAGUACCACCUCUAGCACCACUAGCACCACUGCAACCACACCUUCCACUAGCUCGGCGUCCUCGUACUGUGCAGCGGUCCAGAAGCAGGGAAAAUAUGCGGUGGGCAAUGACGCCUCCACGACCUGUCGCCAGUACAUUGCCUGCUCCCUGGUCAGCGGUAGAUGGAUCGGCAAGACCUACACCUGUCCGGGUAACAUGUACUUUAGCAGUGCCUCCGCUCUGUGCGUAACAUCCCUGCCCUCGACAUGCUCCACCAGUGUGAGUUCCACCACCUCAACAACCGUGGCACCGACGACCAGCAAUCCCGAUGCAUAUUGCCAGGCAAUGAGGGCACAGGGAACCUUUCCAGUGGGCACGGUGGCCAGCACCACAUGCCAUCAGUAUAUCUACUGCUUCCUGCUCAGCGGUGUCUGGAACGGUCAGAUGUACACCUGUCCGGGUAACCUGUACUACAACAGUGCCAAACGCAUCUGUGAGGCCGCCCUGCCCUCCACCUGCUCCGCCACGGUGGCCAGUCUAACCCUCAAUGGAAUCCUCCUGGAUUAA
This is a messenger RNA of Drosophila serrata, 1032 nucleotides long. RefSeq lists its product as uncharacterized. The record is from RefSeq and is a predicted model, not a curated record. Lineage: Eukaryota; Metazoa; Arthropoda; Insecta; Diptera; Drosophilidae. Gene Ontology annotation, molecular function: chitin binding. Gene Ontology annotation, cellular component: extracellular region.